AUGACGGAAAUCGAGAUGGAUAUUGAUAUGGCAAAACCUGGCGGCCUGGGAGGCCAUGUGGACGACGACAUUAUCGACUUUGACACGGAUAUGCUUGAUCAGCACGACCAGGAACCCGAGAAUCAAGAUGUCAACACGGAAGCUAUGGACCGGGACAUGCAGGAGGAUAUCGAUACUGCGAACCAAGAAGCCUACCAAACAAAUGGAUACGUGAGUGAAGACGUCGAUUUCGAUUUGCACGACGUUGAGGAGACGGCACACGAUUUGGAACAAGAUGUGGGCGAGACGACGGUGCCCCAGAAGGACGGAUCAGAAAACCAGGCGGCGACAUCCACAGGAAGCGCGCAAGAAGUUGUUGAUCACGUCGAGAUCUCGGACGAGGCAGGCAACCAGAACCAGGAUGUCCAAGAUGACCACGCAUCUGCACACGAGAUUGACUAUGAGGUUGAAGAUGAUGCGGAGCAACAGGAGUCACAAGAAGAGUUGCACCAAAAGUCGCAGAAUGAGUCCCCAAAAGAGCCGCACGAGGAUGUUACUGAGGCACAUGAGCAAGAGGGUCAGACUGAACCUGCGGAUCAGGCAAGAGGGCAAGAAACUACCCAAAAUGACGACGAGAAACGCGAGCAAGAAACAGCUCCCGAAAACCACGAGGCAGUCGCUCUCGGUAGUGCCGAAGAUGCGGCUGCUGACAAUAUUGAGGAAGCUGACUAUGAAGAUGGAGAUCAAUACAAUGACGAGCACUCGGCCGACCAUGGAGAGGCCACAACGCAUGUAGCCGAGGCGGAUCAUGACGACGCUGAACAUGCCGAAGAUGUUGAACACACCACCUACGAUGAAGCUGAAGUUGAUGUGGAUGAGCACCCCGAAGGUGAAACAGCUGAUCUUGAGCAUGAUAACCAUUCGACCACUGGAGACGGCUCGGCUGCAAAGCCAGAAAUCGAAUUUCCUACUAUCACAGUGCAGUAUAAAGGAGAUGAAUUCCCCCUAUUCUCGGCUACCUCGGACGGUUUUUUCACCGACACAUCCAUUCUUGAUGAGACACUUGAGAAACUUUUGGCUGGGCUCCGAAGUGAACUGGAAAAUGAGAUUACCGAGGAAGAUGAGUUGGUAUUUCAGGUCGAUGAGCUUGGCCUUGAACUUGCCGAGUCAACCCAGGGUGAACUCAUGACAAAUGUGACGUUCCGCCAGAUCAUCGAGAUCUUUGAUCUCCUGGUCAAGAAUCAGGAUCCGGACGGAUCAAAAACGCUGUACACCUACCUGUUCACCAAGCCCAACACAGAGAGGCGUCUUGAGUCUUUGAUCGAAAGCGCCACCGCAGGCAAAGGCCUCGACGAGGUUAUACAUCUCUUCGAGUCGCCCAUGCCAGCUGCUUCCACCCUCAUGGAAGCUGACAAUGCAGUUGAUGGCCUCCAUGAGGAAUUGGAUGGCUUCGAUAGCCCGGAGGACGAGGGGCAACCAGACGAGGGGGAAACCGCAGAACAUGACGAAGAGAACUCAAGGGAAGCUGGCCUGGAUACUGAUGUCGAGGUACCGACUGCACACGGCGACGCAGAAGUCGAGAACGACAAUGACGAUGUUACUACCGAGCCCACCACCCAACCCCCUGCCAAUGCCGGGACCCAUGACGAAACAGUCACAGAAACCAGCCAUCAUCCUGAUGCGGUUGCGGAGGAUGAGAACUCGGAGCAAAACGGUAAAGCGACCUCACCCUCUGCCAGUUCCUUUUACUGUUAUUACCCUGGUUUCUGCCUUUGCGCCCCCUGUGUUGCAGAAUUUGUUGAAGAUCACGAGCGUGAAGAGGCGGAAUAUCGCCAGGGUCUAGGACUCCAACAAAAGGCCAAGCACAACUUGAUAAGAUUCGAGAGGCCAUUUCUCGACUAUGGCCGCAAGAAGCAUACCCAUUCGCACUCCGAUUUUAGCAUCACUUUUUCGUAUCAAGACACUGACGAAUUCUUUCCAGCACCCGUUGACAGUGAAACCGACCCAUUCGCGGACUUGGAGCUGGAUGUUGGCGCCGAGGAUGACGAUGAGGUGGAUUUAGGAGAUGAUGCAGCGACCCAAGAGCAAGUUGCUGUUGAGUUGGAAACUGCUCAUGCAGGAACCAACGACACUAGCACUACAGCGACCCUCAAGGAUGAUGAAGACGAGACAGGCUCUAUCAACGUCGAUCUCAGCGCAGAUGCGACUGAAGAAGGGACAGUCGAGAAGACUGGACUCAACGAAGAGAACGACCUGGACGAAAUUGAUUGGAGAGACGAGCCUGAGGUAGUUGACGAAGGACCCAGCACUCCUUCUGCCGCUGGUAAGCGAGCACGAGGAGAUGACGACGAGGUUGAUGCGGAAGAUGAACAAGGUACGGAUGAAGAAAGAAACCCCCCAAUGAUGAUCCUGGCUAACAUUGUAUAG
This is a messenger RNA of Fusarium vanettenii 77-13-4, 2406 nucleotides long. RefSeq lists its product as uncharacterized. Bases 1 to 2406 code for a protein of 801 amino acids. The transcript has 3 exons. The record is from RefSeq and is a predicted model, not a curated record. NCBI's taxonomy places the organism in Eukaryota, Fungi, Ascomycota, Sordariomycetes, Hypocreales, Nectriaceae.